UGCCUUCGAAAAUGUGCGCGCCGAUCAUGGAAGUUGAAAUCGGUAUCGAUACUUUUCUAAGUACAUCGAAGAUUCGCAAAAAGUUAUGAGGAUCCGCGAUUGGUUUAGAGAAGAGAUUUUAUGUUUUAAUUCAACGUUAUUCCGGAGCAUCGAUCGUUGACCAGUUUUUAUCGAUGCCCUCCAACGAUGUUCGAAGAACGCAAAUAUUUGAACAAGUUGUCUAGAAAAUAAUAGAGAUUGAUAAUAAAGCAUAUAUUUGUACAGAUAUUUACAUAGUAUAUAUAUUUACACACCGUAUCACCAACCUCGUAAACGAAUUCAAAGACCUUCGCGUGUCUCUGUCGGAAUCGUUUCGCUCUUCAGUGCCAAUGUAAAGAAUAAGUCAAAGUUGUAUGAAAUAAAAUUUCAAUUAGACCACAUCGUACUCGCACGAGUUAAUCUUCGAUUAACGAAGAACGAUGACGCGGUGAUUGAAAAAGUAUCGCGUGACAUAACGCGUGUGGAGUGUUCCGUGAACCCCGAGCAAUCGUUGUUGUUGUUGUUGUUGUUGUUAACACUGUCAUCUGUUGAUCCGUCGUCUAGAUUACGUCUAGACGUUUCGAGAUCAUAAAUCCGGUUGAAUUCUUUCGUUGAAAAGCGUCGCGUCCGACCGAGAGUUGUAUUUUGUAAAGUGUGUGAUUGUGGCAGCUUUUUAGUGGCGUUAAAAGGACCGUCAGAAUCAUUAGGUGGACAUUCAGAUGUGCGCGGGUGUUCGGUGCCGGUGACUCGCGGUAGAUAUCGAGAGACGAACGAAUGCCGAACGCGGCAUACCUCUGGCAUACCUUUGCGCCUUCGAACCUCUCAACCUUUUAACCUUUAAGCUCUUUAAACCCUCUAAGCCUUAUCUUUAUUGCACGGGAUACGCGCUCGUCACCGCCAACGGCGUUGGAGCGCUUGUAUCUCGCCUCUUCGCAGCGGGCGCGUUUACCCAAUCACGGAUUUCGAAUAGGAGCCAACCAAACUAUCGGAUUAUGGCUUGCAUCAGAGCUCCUAGAUCUGUACAAGGAUCCACCGAUGACGUCAAGAUCGAUCCCACCACCCGAAAUAUCCUACAGAUAUACACCGACUGGGCGAAUCAUUACCUGGAGCGCGGCGGUUCCAGGAGAAGGGUUACGGACCUCCAAGCAGAUCUUUGCGACGGCGUACUGCUCGCAGAUCUCGUCGAGGCUGUCACUAAUCAGAAGGUGAUUGACGUUAAUCGAAAACCGAGAAACACGCAACAAAUGGUGGAGAACGUGAGCUUGUGCGUCGGGGCGCUACGCACACUUGGUGCAGACGUCGGGGCGGUGAAUCCUGGCGAACUCGCCUCUGGGUCCACCCUGCGCCCCGUUUUGGCCCUGCUGUUCGCCUUGUCGCGACACAAACAGAGGGCGAAACAACUCCAAGACAUGCCUCGAUUGCCUUCACCCUACAACAAGCAGGCGGGUGCGGGUGGUCCCGGUGUCCAGGGCGGCACCAGCAUCCCCUUGCCGGCUACGGUCGCCGCGACAAGAAGAUGUCCUCCGGACAAAGUGAGACCUGCACCUUCGCCAGCGCAUCAAACCCAACUCGGAGGACUGAAGCAUGGAAACGGAGGAAUAGGCAGCGCCAGUAGCUCCAGGAGUACGAGUCCUAGUCAACAGCAGCCCCCGCAAGGCGGACUUUCGUUCAUCCCCCAGCCAAGGAGUCAAAAUCCCGCAACCAACAGGCAUCCUCCGGCAACGACUCCGAGCCCACGCGCCUCAACCGUCGGCCGACCCGGAGGACUAAGGGCACCGCAAGCUUCGCCUUACGCUGCACCGCAGCCAGCACCACCGCCCCAAGGAAAGAACUCGGUCCUGGAUAAAUUCAAGCUGUUCAACAACAAAGAGAAGAGUCAGGAACGGAGCAAAGCGUCUUCCGGUGUUUCAAAACGCACUUCAAGCUCUUCCGGAUUUUCAUCGGCCAGAUCCGAGCACUCGGACAGCUCAACGUCUCUCUGCGACCAGAGCAAGGUUCAGGUUGAGUCGCCGAAAACUCGAGCCCUCAAAUCGAAACUUCAAGCGAAACCGGCGAAGCAGGCGAGCCCCAAAGCCGCGAGAAAGGAACAGGCCAAAGCGCAGAGUAAAAUCGCGAGGACGAAAGGUCCCGAAAAAGGGCUCGCUUAUACGCCGCCGAUCGAAGAUGCGAAGACCAGCAAAAUCGCUAAUAUCGUUCCUAAGGUCGCGCUGGAGAAGAAACCCAGCAACAUAGACUUCGCGAAGUCCGGUAGUCAGACGAACAAAUCGAAUUCCACGUUGACUACUCCGAAAGUGAUCACUCCUCAGGAAACAAAAAUCGUCGCAAACUUCAAGAGCGAUCCUAAACACGUGCAACGACCAAAGAUGGAACUCCCCGGUAAAAUAUCCGACCCAAGGAUGCAUCUCCAGGGUUUCAAACCGCCUCCAAACGGACUCAACAAGGACAUAAUCGCGCAGAAAGGUUUGACGCCGAACAGCAACGGUUUCAUCAAGCAGAAUUCGCACGAUCAAAACUACGCCGGAUCGCCGAUAUCGCCGACUCACGGGCACGUCUCGCCGUUCGAAAAAACCAUAUCGAUGAACCAUUCGAACAUUUCCGACGGUCAGAAUCAACAGUCCGCGUUGAACCAGCAACACAUACCAGCGGAAGUUGACGAAGACAGCGGGAAACAGUAUUUUCUGCAUAACAUACAAUCUCCACAGAACGGAAACCGGAAGUCACCGUUGCCCGAGACAAAAACCGAACCCCGUACACCCAACCAGAACGAAUCCUCGACAAAAGUGCCGCUGUCACCGGUUUCACAGAAUCUCACGAACGGCCCGACUUCGGAUAAUUACAAUUCCGGGCAGAGCGACAACAACUCGUGCCAAAACAAAAUCAAAUCGGACGUGACAUCCCCGAUCGUUUCGGAGCCACUGGGGAACAAUUUAGGUCAGAAUUUGGGCAACUCGACGCAAAACCUCGCGCCAGGAUCCAGCAUUCCUAAGCCGACCGCUCUCGUGAAGGGAACGUCCAAACCUCCCAAGGACCCGUGUACCCUCGGUACUCCGACACCCGCCAAGUACAAGACCGACAGUCUGCACCGGAAACUCGAUCCGAAUACGGUGGCGAUGGUAUCUCCGAUGCCCAGUAUUUCCGAUCUGAUGUCCGAGAGUUCGCACAGCAAUUCGAACAGCACCGGGCAAAGCAACUCGAGCGACAGCAGCGUUAUAUACAGACCGAGCAGCGAGAGCGGAAGCGACAUCAAAACCAUUCCCAAUAGAAAAAUCGAGACGACUUUUGAGCAGAUGGAAAAAGUAUUAACGGAAGUUCCAAACUGCGGAGUGGGAACGGUGGCUGAAGAGGACACGGAAAUGACCGUGAAACCUAUGCAACCGCUUCUUCGCGGUUACACUCCCGGUGCGAGAGGACUGCAGACGUUACCGAGCAGAACUACCACGAGACAAUACACGGUUCUGCAUUCGUCUUCCCAUCACCACGUCGGUCACGAUUACGCGGACAGCGAUAUAGCGUCGGGUUAUCUGAGCGACCGUGAAGUCCUCCGUGGCGGAAUCGGCGUCGGCGGUGGACCAGGUGUCGGUAGCAGAACGCUUUCGGACCUCUGCGACGGUUACAUAUCGGAGGGCGGUGCCCCACUCUACGCUCGCAGCAGAAUCAUCCCCGAUUACGGACCGGACGACCGGUUGGUGAGUGGCUCGAGGCGAGAAUUAUCCGGAGUGAAAGAACUGGUGUCCUCGCGUAGGGUGCAGAAAAGACCGUCGGGAGCCGGAAGAUCGGAUGGCAAUGGUCCGUUAGGAGGGUGUAGCGGCGGAAGUGACGCCCUGGCCGAACUCACCAUCGAGGAACUGGCAUCCAUACCCGCCGCUAAUCACGCCUCGUCGAACCACGCUAGUCAUUCCUCUCACCACAAGAGGGUGCCUGGUGGCAGUAGCGCGGUUGUGGGGGGUGGCGUUGUGGGCGGGAGUGCCACCCCCCAAGGCCCAGGUGUACAACAGCAGAGUCAUACCGGUGGAAACAACGUGGUCCAUAGGGUCGUCAGUUCGAGACAUCCGAGCGGCCAUCACCACGUGAAAAAGUCGGACAGUUCGCAACAGACCGAUACCUCGGCAUUCAAACAGCCCCAACAACAGAACACCAACAAUUCCAACAGCAAUUCCAACAGCCAACAAUGGAAAAUGUACAUAGAAGCUGGCGCUGCGAGAGACAGGGAUACCACUGGCCAUGCGGGCCCACCUAGUCCCAGUCCCUCGAGGCGAUCACAGGACAAACACAGAAAACAGGCUAUGGCGGAAUACGCGAACGGGGAGAAGCCGCAAAAGGUGUCCUCCGGUACGUCGACGAGCAGCGGGGGUAGCAGCAAGGUCCGAGGGGUUCCCCAGAGCUUUGGUUACGUGAAAAGGCACAGCGCGGGAACCAGUAACGCGAACGGUUCGCAAAACGGAAACAAAGAUCCGACGAGAACCGCACAAGUCAGCGCAGUUCCUCGCACCAAGGUCAAGGUAUCCGGCGGGACUCAGACCUGCACGACGGAGCUGCAAGCGAAUUCCGGGCAAAGUCAGGGGCAAGGUCAGGGGCAAGGUCACCACUACAAGAGCUACAGUUUGACCGGAGCGAGCGCCAGUCAGUUGUCGCAAUCCGUCAGGGACCGGUUGAUGCUCGGUUCUCAAAGCCUUCCGAAACCGGGUAGUCCGGAGUUCACGGCUCUUUUCGCUGCGGCACAUCAUCGCGGUAGCGCCACGUCUUCCUUCACACCUCGUGUCCUCAAACCAUCCGACGGGAGCCUCAGCGAUACCUGCAGCAAUUACGCCGCACCCGAUGUCCAGGGAUACUACGCCGGCAACAGCCCCUACGCCACCACCUCGUGGAUGAGACACAGCAACACUUACACACCCAGUGGACGAAGUCAAGGUAUGGGUCUUUGCGAGGCGGACAGCGUCGAGUCUCUCGGAUCGCAUCGGGCCAGUUUAACCCACGCGCGACUUUUGAUGCACCAAAGGGAUUCAACCGGAUCACCGGCUCCGCCGAGGCUGAACAGAAGCAAUUCGAUCAGAUCUACGAAAAGCGAAAAAAUGUACCCGUCCAUGCUCGCUCGAGGAAGUGGCGCAUCCUCCUCCGUCGGAGAGGAGGUCGGGGUUGGGGUCGGGGUCGGUGUGGGAGUCGAACCUUACUACAGCGUUCCCGUGGGAUCCGCGGGAUGUCCGGGACAACAUUGGUCCCAACCAACGUCACCGACGCCCACGCAUGCCCCCAGACAACCCCCAAACCUUUAUCAACACGUCCAUAAAGACGAUGACAUUCACGGGUCCUCGGUCUCUCUGGUAUCAACUGCCAGCAGCCUUUAUAGUUCUGCCGAAGAGAAGCAGGCUCACGAAUUACGAAAACUUCGACGCGAACUGCUCGACGCACAAGAAAAAGUCCAUUCCCUCACGAGUCAGCUGUCAACGAAUGCUCACGUUGUAUCUGCAUUCGAACAAUCACUGUCCAAUAUGACCCAAAGACUGCAACAUCUAACCGCAACUGCCGAGAAAAAGGAUUCCGAACUCCAGGAGUUGAGAGAUACGAUAGAGCGUUUGAGAAAGCAGAGUGCCGAGGCUGGACUGAACGCAACGAAUCAAACCGCAUCAACGAACGGCCGUCGACAUACCCUCGGCGAUUCGGAGGGCACAACAGGGUGUACCGGGUCAAAUAGUAACCAUCAAGGAUCAUCGAUAGCGAGGCAAUUGUCAGCGGACAGCGUCACUUCGUUGAAUUCCUUAAGCAGUGCCUGUUCCACCAACAGUCAUCAAAAAAAGAAAGGAUGGCUCCGAAGCUCAUUCUCCAAGGCUUUUUCCCGUUCAAGGAAAAACCGCCAUGGUUCUGUAUCGGAUGCUGAAGACUGUAAGGAUGGACCCGGUGAAUUGAGUGCUCCCAAUAGCCCGCGACUGCCGACUGCCGCCAAGCACGAAUCUCGAAAUCAAGCACAGAGCGUAAGGAAUAACGUACAACGAUCUCCGGAGCAUGAAAAUGGGCUAACAGGCAGUAAGAGUAGCUCUGCUCUUUACAAAAAAGAAGACGAGGAUGUAGAUGAGCUGAAAAAGCAGCUACGUGAAAAGGACAUGGUCCUGACCGACAUAAGACUUGAAGCUCUCUCGUCCGCACAUCAGUUAGAAUCUUUGAAAGAUACGGUCAUCAAAAUGAGGAAUGAGAUGCUGAAUCUUAAGCAGAAUAACGAACGCCUCCAACGUCUCGUUACGUCAAAGUCCUUAACGUCGUCACAAUCGUCAUUACCGAGUGAUCCUGAGCGAAGAUUUAGUAUGACUGAAGUGGCAUCAAGUGUAGCGGCAAUGUCGAGUGGAGGUACCGGUUCUGGUACGGAUCAAUUAGAAGAUAUUACAGUGGUAGAACAUCCAGUGGUUCAAAGCACAUCAACUACAACGACUGAACCUCCAAUGGAGCAAGAUACCGAUGGCAAAAGAAUCAACGUCGCCGUUUACCUAGGCAGCGAACGUAGCUUUAAUUCCAAUGUCAUCGGAAAUACAUCCACCGAUGGAAACAACGAACCCCCGCAUUGUGUAAUCGCAAGUGUCUGCAUUUCUAACAAAACUUCGUGGGAUUCCCUAGACGCAACGGUUAGACGAUGUUUCAAGGAGUAUGUAGCCAGGGUGGAUCCCGUAACGAAUCUUGGUCUUGGGAUUGAAUGCGUCGCCGCAUAUCACCUUGGCGAAUCUUCACGGUGCACUAGUGACUCUCAACUGCCCGAAUUACUUCCCUGUGGCUACCUGGUCGGACAUGUUAGGACCAUUUACGUGGUUUUGUCUGGCUAUUCAUGGCUCGCGGUCGACACCUUAAUUCCAAGAUCAAUCGUCCAGCGGCUCGUUUCUUUACUCACCGAACACCGCCGUGUUAUUUUAUGCGGUCCGAGUGGGACUGGUAAAAGUUACCUUGCUGGAAAGCUCGCUCAUGCUUUAGUGGACACCGAUACAGAUGCUAAGGAUGCCGCCUCUGUCGCAACAUUUAAUGUUGAUCACAAAUCAAGUAAAGAGUUGAGACAGUAUCUGGCUCACAUCGCCGAACGCUGUGAUUCAAGUGCGGCAGACGAGCUACCGCGCGUUAUCAUACUCGAGAAUUUACAACAUGCUGCAUCCCUUGGAGAACUAUUCAGUGGACUACUUGGUACAAGACAUUCAUCUUGUCCGGCUAUCAUUGGAACCAUGAGCCAGGCCACGUGCAGCACAACCAACCUUCAAUUGCACCAUAAUUUCAGGUGGGUUUUAUGUGCGAAUCACAUGGAACCGGUAAAAGGCUUUUUGGGCCGUUAUCUUCGUCGAAGACUAUUGGAACAUGAACUGCGGGAGUCAGGAGGUGCACGAAAUGCAGAAAUGGCAGCAGUUGUUGAGUGGAUCCCACGGGUUUGGCUUCACCUCAACAAGUUUCUCGAAACGCACAGCAGCUCUGAUGUUACGAUAGGUCCUAGAUUGUUCCUCUCCUGUCCGAUGGAAGUUGCGGGUUCGCAAGUAUGGUUUACAGAUGUCUGGAAUUACUCAGUUGUCCCGUAUUUGGUCGAUGCUGUAAGAGAAGGAUUGACUUUAUAUGGACGGAGAAUUAGCGGAAAUGGCAAUGGAGAUUCUCCUUGGGAAGAUCCAGCCCAUUUCAUUACGUCCAGCUACCCUUGGAUAGCUACACACGCCGUUCAUGGGGGAAGCGAUGCUCUUCGUCGAAUGCGACCGGAGGAUGUUGGCUAUGACGUAGUCAGUUCUGGUCAUAAUUCUGGAGUGGGUGCAUCCAGCGUUAAGAGCCUUGGAAGCACGCAUAGCGAUACGGAAGGCGAUCCACUGUUGAAUAUGCUGAUGCGACUACAGGAAGCGGCUAACUAUUCAAGUCCGCAUAGUAACGACAGCGACUCUGUAACAUCACUAGAUUCAUCGCACACUCGACACUCCGAAGAUCUGACCUGUAGCUCUUCAACCUCCUCCUCUAGGGGCGUUGAAUCUACGCUGUAGGAAUAUCAUCAAUCAUUGUUUCUUGGAGAAAUAAAUUUGCUGUGAAGAGGUAACGUCGCGAUUAGUGCCGAAUUCAGAAUGAAACAAUGACUGUUCUCAUUUCGAAGACUUCCAGGAAUGAUACCAAAAUUAUACAUUUCUGAGUCUCGUCCAAUCUCAUGAUAGUAUGAUGAUUCGAAAAUCUUAUAUCAAAAAUUUGUAGCUAUCAUACAACUGUAUUCAGUAGCUGUCUCUUUAUUGUCGAUAGACGAUCGAUGCUUCUGCCAGUGUUAAGAGCCUACAGCAUGUUCAUCCUACCUCUGAUUGUGUUUGAAUGAAUAAAAUAGUUUCGCGUGUUUUAUUCAAAUACCAUUCCGAAGCUAGUGUGGAUAACUAGUGUAGUCUGCUAAAUAGGCCUAGGUAUAAUAAUAGACAACUUUUCGAUACAACAUACAUAUUAAAUUGCGCAAAAUACCAUACGCCACAAUUCAAUAAUGAUCGAUGUAUCCCAAGAUUUGUGUCAGACGUUUGGUCUACCAAUUUAAUCAUGAUAACGAUUCAUAUGAAUACUGAAGACAGUGACUGUGAAUGUCGUUCAUACAUACCUACGAUUAUAUGUAUAAUACGAUAUCGAAGGCCUAUUGAUUCAAUAUAUAUGUAUAGGAGAUUGACCGACCUGUUGCGGUUGAGUCAAUUUCAACCAAGUGAAGGAUAAAAAGUCAAUAACUAUGAAUAAUUAGAUCAUGAAGCCAUUAUCUCAGACAAAUGACAAUUAAUGGAUCAGAAAUAUUUUUGGAUUUUCAGAAAUCAUUAUUACACGAUGCAAUAAUAAGCCUGUGCUGCCAUAAUAGUAGUGUGAUUAUAUUUUAAAAUAAAUUCAAUAACUAAUUAUUGGAUAAUACAAUAGUGGAGAAGAAAUUAGUGAUCAAUGAAUCAACCAGCCGCGUGAAAAUGGCUCCUCUUGUAAUUGUAGCCGUACACAUAAUACAGUAUUAUCGAUUGACGAUUAAACUUAGCUCAGACUGGGUGUUUUAAAAUUAUCAUAUUAACCAUGCCUAAUUUUCCUCAAUAUGGCAACGAACCUCUCUAUUCACCGUUGGUUUCAUGUCAACAUGCCGUAUUUAAACUACGAACGUUUUUCAGACAAGCUAAUCCCUGAUUUGUAAUUUUGUUGGUGAUCUAACUGCACGUAAUUCGAAGCAGCUUUACCAAAUUUUAGUGCCCAGUAGGACGGAGUUUAUCACGAUACUUGCGCAAAAAUAAGAAAAAAAAUCAAUAAAAAAGUAAUAUUUAUACAUAACUUUCUAUAAAGAUUCUAUUUAAUAAAAGUUGUUAAUAUAAUAAUAUAAUAUAUGUACCAAAAUAACGACGCUGUAUAUACGUAUAUGUAUAUACAUACAUAAUUGCGUUUGUAUGUAUGUAAAUAUAUAUAAGCAUGCAUAUAUUACGUUGGUAAACGCUUAGUGUAAGAUAUACAUGAGUAAUUCUGGUCAUAUAAUUAUUGUAAAUAUAUACUCAUAAACAGAUGAAAACUAAGCGAAAACCGGAGACGUAUAGUCCGUUUAGAACUCGAGUGGUCUGCAGUAGCGGAAAUGAUGAAAUAAGGGAAGCUAAAUUGCAUGCUGGGCCGAAUUCCUCGGGUACAAAUUUAAUGUACCAUUACAAAUUGAAAUUUUUAGCAAUAUUUAUGAAACGUGGAACAAAAAAAAUUACGUGUCUCAGACCCAAGAGCCGAUCCGAUUGGACUACACUAAAGAUAUAUAUUUAAUUUAGGAUAAUGCGUCUCGCUCACUUAGGACGCGCGUAAAACAUAAAUUAUAAUGUAACAUGUAAUCAUUAUACAGUCACGUUUACAGGUUUUUUACGUUUGUACCGUAUUUAUACGCUAUACGGCACUACACACGAACUCUACUCGAAUGAUAACAUUAAUGUGUCAUAAAAUAAAGACAAGAAAUUCUGUGAAA
Athalia rosae (coleseed sawfly) is the source of this 9940-nucleotide messenger RNA. RefSeq names its product protein sickie (gene sick). The transcript has 21 exons. Gene Ontology annotation, molecular function: protein binding; ATP hydrolysis activity. Gene Ontology annotation, biological process: neurogenesis; nervous system development. Bases 1011 to 7997 code for a protein of 2328 amino acids. Lineage: Eukaryota; Metazoa; Arthropoda; Insecta; Hymenoptera; Athaliidae. The record is from RefSeq and is a predicted model, not a curated record.